Messenger RNA from Erythranthe guttata (spotted monkey flower), 2409 nucleotides. NCBI's taxonomy places the organism in Eukaryota, Viridiplantae, Streptophyta, Magnoliopsida, Lamiales, Phrymaceae. The record is from RefSeq and is a predicted model, not a curated record.
UAGACAAUUCUCAGUUGUACCACCCUUCAACUUUUUCAAAAGCUUGUUCUUCAAAGUUCAAACUCUCUUACCCUUCAAACAAUGAACAAAAAAACAAGCCCCUUCACUCUACCAGAAUCACCCCACCACCAAUGCUUUUCGUUCUUCUCCUCACCGCCGCCGCCGCCAUCCUCACGGCGGCGUACUCCCAACCCACCACCACCGCCACCUACCCCAACUGCCACCGCACCUUCUCGUGCGGCGCCAUCACCAACGCCACCUACCCCUUCACCGGCGGUGACCGCCCCUCCCACUGCGGCAUCCCCGGCUUCUCCCUCACCUGCCGCGACAACACCACCGCCGAGUUCACUCACAACUCACUCACGUACCGAGUUCUCCAACUCAACCAAACUCAGAAAUCCCUAACCCUUUCCCGUACCGAUCUCUACAACAACACCUGCCCUUCCGAUUUCCGCCCCACCGCCGCCCUCGACAACACCCUCUUCACCUACGCCGCCCCACAGAACGAAGCCCUAACCCUAUUCUACGGCUGCAACACGGCGGACAUGAGAAUCGAGCCGCACAAUCUCUUCGCCUGCAAUUCGACCGGUUUGAAUUUCACCGACGCGUAUUACUUAAUCGGGCCGGUUCCCAGCGACCCGAUUUUGAGGAUCAUAUACUGUAGCGCGAAUAUCACCGUCCCCGUUUUGAGGUCCGCCGGAGAUUUGCUGGCGGCGUCGCGGCUGAGUCUCCGGGAGGCGUUAAUGGAGGGUUUCGCUGUGAAUUACACCGUCCCGCACGAGAGAUUGUGCUCCGAGUGCAGUAGAUUGGGUGGGCAAUGCGGGUUCGAUUCGGGUUUGGGUCGACCCGCUUGUAUUUGCGGCGAUAGGCCUUGUACUUUCACUAUAACGUUACCACCGGAAGGUAGCCCGAUUGCUCCGGCGCCUUUCGAAGAAACUGGCCGCAGAAACCCAACAAAAGUCAUUGCCCUUUCCGUAACUGGAGCAGUUCUUGCCGGUGUUUUCUUCGGAUGGUUUGUUUUCUACUGUAUACAACGAAGCAAAAAAAACGUCGAUUCGAAAUCCGCAAUCAUUUUGAGCAAGGAAAUGAAAAAGGCUCCGUCGAGCAAAGGGUUAUUGGCCCCCCCUUCACCGAAUUUUACGAAUAGCAUACCUUCGUAUCCAUCUUCUUCAGUAUCGGAUCUUGGUAGGGGAAGUUCUUAUUUCGGUGCGCAGCUAUUCAAUUACACGGAACUCGAAGAAGCUACUAACAACUUCGAUCCUUCUCGAGAACUUGGAGAUGGUGGAUUCGGUACCGUUUAUUAUGGGGUGCUGCCAGAUGGCCGUGAAAUCGCCGUAAAGCGGUUAUACGAGAACAACUUCAAGCGCGUGGAGCAAUUCAUGAACGAAGUCGAGAUACUAACUCGCUUACGCCACCAAAACCUAGUCAAACUCUACGGCUGCACUUCCAAACGAAGCCGAGAGCUACUCCUCGUCUACGAGUACAUAUCCAACGGCACAGUAGCCGACCACCUCCACGGAAAACGGGCCAAAUCGGGCCUUCUAUCUUGGCCCAUUCGUUUGAAAAUCGCCAUAGAAACAGCCGAAGCACUUUCCUUCCUCCACAAAUCGGACACAAUCCACCGAGACGUGAAAACCACCAACAUUCUUUUAGACAACAAUUUUCACGUUAAGGUUGCGGAUUUCGGGCUGUCGCGUUUGUUCCCGAAUGACGUCACCCAUGUUUCAACUGCCCCACAAGGCACACCUGGCUAUGUGGACCCCGAGUACUACCAAUGCUACAAACUCACCGAAAAAAGCGACGUUUACAGCUUCGGAGUUGUAUUAAUCGAGCUUAUAUCUUCGCUUAGAGCUGUGGAUACCGAAAGGCACAGGCACGAUAUUAAUUUGGCCAAUAUGGCGGUUAAUAAGAUUCAGAAUCAGACUCUGCAUGAAUUGGUCGAUAAAAGCCUUGGGUUCGAGAAAAACGGUGAUUUGAGGAGGAUGGUUACUUUGGUGUCGGAAUUGGCAUUUCGGUGCUUGCAGCAGGAGAGAGAAAUGAGGCCCUCGAUGGUGGAAGUUUUGGAGGGUUUGAAGGGGAUUGAAAACGAGGAUUUGAACGCGCGUAAAGUCGAGAUUGUUGAUAUGUCAAUGGAUGAUGAUGCUGGUUUGCUGAAUGGGUUCGCUACUCCCACCUCACCGGAUUAGGGUUCUCGUCGACAAGUGGGCCCCGCGCCUUAUUCUAUUUGUUGAACUAGGGUUUCGGGUGCUUUAGCGUUUAGCGUUACGAAUAUGUGUGUGUGCUUGAAAUGCACAGUGUAUGUACCCUCUUGUUUGUUUGGCACAUUUUUCUUGUGUCUCAAAUGUAAAAAAAAAAAUUAUUGAUUUUUGGCGACUUUGAAACAAAUUAUAUAUGACGGGUUUUACUCGA